GCGGUGGGGAGUGCGGAGAGGAGAGAAGAAGUGCAGGAUCAGGAGCGAACGCUAACCUACAUGGCGGCAACAGGACAUUGCGAUUACUGACCAACUGUAAGUGAGCGAUCGGACAAAAUCUCCAAGCAGGUCUCUCGGUCCGUAGUGAAGUGUGGCCUCGUAGAGAGGCAAAGCUCUGAUGAUGGAGAAUGGACAAGGGAUGGGCUCCAAACUGGGCCUGCCGCCCCUCACUCCGGAACAGCAGGAGGCCCUGCAGAGGGCUAAGAAAUACGCCAUGGAGCAGAGCAUUAAGAGUGUCCUGGUGAAACAGACCAUCGCCCACCAGCAGCAGCAGCUCACCAACCUGCAGAUGGCAGCAGUGACUAUGGGCUUUGGAGAUCCUCUCUCACCUUUACAAUCGGUGGCAGCGCAGAGGCAGCGAGCUCUGGCCAUCAUGUGCCGUGUCUACGUGGGUUCCAUCUAUUACGAACUCGGAGAGGACACUAUUCGGCAGGCCUUUGCUCCAUUUGGCCCCAUCAAAAGCAUCGACAUGUCCUGGGAUUCAGUCACCAUGAAGCACAAGGGCUUUGCCUUUGUGGAGUACGAGGUGCCUGAGGCAGCUCAGCUUGCCUUGGAGCAGAUGAAUUCGGUCAUGCUGGGUGGGAGGAACAUCAAGGUGGGGCGGCCAGGUAACAUUGGACAGGCGCAGCCCAUCAUCGACCAGCUGGCGGAGGAGGCGCGUGCCUACAACCGCAUCUACGUUGCCUCCGUGCAUCCGGACCUGUCUGACGACGACAUCAAGAGCGUCUUUGAGGCUUUUGGCAAGAUCAAAGGCUGCGUGCUGGGGCGGGAGCCCACCACAGGGAAGCACAAGGGCUUUUGCUUCAUCGAAUAUGAAAAGGCCCAGUCAGCGGUAGAUGCUGUGUCCUCCAUGAACCUGUUUGACCUGGGAGGACAGUACCUGAGGGUGGGGAAGGCCGUGACCCCUCCCAUGCCCCUGUUGACCCCCACGACCCCUGGAGGUUUGCCCCCAGCCGCAGCUGUGGCGGCCGCCGCCGCCACCGCUAAGAUCACGGCCCAGGAGGCUGUAGCAGGCGCGUCAGUGCUGGGCACGCUGGCCUCCCCAGCCCAGAUCCUCAGCCAGCAGAUGGGGCUCCCUCAGGCCGUUCUGGCAGCCCAGGCCCCAGGCCUAAUUACAGGUGUGACCCCCGUUCGACCACCACUGCCCGUGGUCCCCCAGGUAGGCCUGGUAAACCCCGUGCUGGCCUCGCCUCCCAUCGUGCCUGCCGCCGUGUCCAUGGCAACACCAGUGCCCACAAUGCCACAGCAGCAGCCCCCUUCUCCUCCAGCGCCGCCUGCCGAGGUUAAAAGGGAGGUGGAGGAGAAGCAGCCACGGGAGGAGGACGCCAUGGGGCAGGAGAACGCGAGCGAGCACGAGCAGCUUGGAGGAGGAGGAGGGGGCCGAUCCACCGUCACGCAGUCAGGGUCAACAGUAAUGGUGCUGCGCAACAUGGUGGGGCCUGAGGACAUUGACGAUGACCUGGAAGGGGAAGUAACGGAGGAGUGCGGGAAGUUUGGUGCCGUGAACCGGGUCAUCAUCUACCAGGAACGACAGGGUGAGGAGGAGGAUGCGGAGAUUAUCGUCAAGAUCUUUGUGGAGUUCUCUGAUAGUGAGGAGAUGAACAAGGCCAUCCAAGCCCUCAACAACCGGUGGUUUGCAGGUCGCAAGGUCGUGGCCGAGGUCUAUGAUCAGGAGCGUUUCAAUAACAGCGACCUCUCUGCAUAAGAACUGCCCCAAAAUGGCCACCAACCCUUUCUCCACAUGCUCAAACGCACUCAGCUUCCAUCACCGUCGCUAGAGUUUGGGGCCUCUUUUAAACUUGUAAUUAUUUUUUUAUUGAUGUCAAUA
This is a messenger RNA of Electrophorus electricus (electric eel), 1888 nucleotides long. It is a transcript of the gene puf60b, whose product is annotated as poly-U binding splicing factor b. Lineage: Eukaryota; Metazoa; Chordata; Actinopteri; Gymnotiformes; Gymnotidae. The record is from RefSeq and is a predicted model, not a curated record. Gene Ontology annotation, cellular component: precatalytic spliceosome; catalytic step 2 spliceosome. Gene Ontology annotation, molecular function: RNA binding. Gene Ontology annotation, biological process: regulation of alternative mRNA splicing, via spliceosome; mRNA splice site recognition; alternative mRNA splicing, via spliceosome.